AUGGCUACCUUCACUGCAUUUUUCAACAACAUCACCAUAACCCACCAGGAGCGAGAGCUCCUGACGGAGCUCAUGGGUGAACGUGAAAUUCAUCCCGACGACACCAUUGACCUACUGAAGGAAGCGCCAACGAAGAGGAGCAUGCCCUCUAGCCCCCACCAACACCCAUCAUCUGGAAUGACGAAUCCAACGCCAACACACGUCCCCAGCUGCUGGACAUUUGAGGAUUUUGGCUCUCUCACCCAGUCCUUUCGCAUCGUGGCGACUGACAUACUAGCUCAGCCUGACUUGAAGGGUAUCAUGGUCUCAUCCAAGGAGAAUGAGGAACCCGCCGAUAGGCAAAGAAAGAAGUAG
Molecule: messenger RNA, 354 nt
Organism: Aspergillus luchuensis
Lineage: Eukaryota; Fungi; Ascomycota; Eurotiomycetes; Eurotiales; Aspergillaceae
Exons: 2
Coding region: 1-354 (117 amino acids)
Source: RefSeq, a predicted model, not a curated record